Messenger RNA from Malus domestica (apple), 2055 nucleotides. Its product is annotated as homeobox-DDT domain protein RLT1-like. Gene Ontology annotation, molecular function: DNA binding. NCBI's taxonomy places the organism in Eukaryota, Viridiplantae, Streptophyta, Magnoliopsida, Rosales, Rosaceae. The record is from RefSeq and is a predicted model, not a curated record.
AGAUAGCAAGUUGGAAAAGAGAGGGAGAAGAGAAGAAAGAGAAUUCCCCUGCCUUUCAACCUUUUCCCUUUCUCUCUCCAACAUCAAAAUUGAAUUGGGUGCAAACCAAAAACAUGCAGGCUCAAUUGUGUACUCCUUUGCUUCAAUCAAUCUGCCCAAACAGGUCUAAUGGACCACGCUUUUUAGCCGUAUAGAAGUCAAAAACUAACAAACCGAUAGUUUCCCCGGAAACUCACACCAUGGAAGAAUCAAAUGAACUGCAUUCUGAGGAGAAUAAAAAUUCCCAAGACAACAAUAAGAAAAGAAAGCUCAAGACACCAGCCCAGCUUAUGGCUUUGGAGAAAUUUUAUAAUGAGCAUAAAUAUCCUACGGAGGAAAUGAAAUCACAACUUGCGGAGCAGUUAAGAUUGUCAGAAAAGCAGAUAUCUGGAUGGUUUUGCCACAGAAGGUUAAAAGACAAAAGAUUGUCGAGAGAUGAAACACAAGGUAAUGGACGGCAAGAUCGUUCAAGUGGUGUUAUUCAGGAUCGAGCUAGUGGACUUGGGCAGGACUCUUGUGGCAGCACUAAACAUGGAGAGCAUAGGUUUAUUGAUCCAAGGGAAGUUGAAAGUCGAAGGCUUUCUGGGCAUGAUUUCGCAGCUGCAGAUAUCACCCGCAAUUAUAGUAGUCACUAUACAGAGAGAGUUGGUGACAUGGAAAAUACAUCUUCAGAAAGUAGCUCGUCUUUACAAGAUAGGUUCUUGACUCAAAAUGAGGAUCCGUAUGAUGUGGAAACUUCUAGAUACCUAACACAUACCAAGGGCAUGGAAAACAUGGGAUAUAAGCCCUCAGGGUUUUUGAAAGUGAAAGGUGAAGCAGAAAAUGCUGCUAUUACAGCUGUUAAGAGGCAACUCGGGAGGCAGUAUCUGGAGGAUGGUCCUCUGUUAGGUGUAGAAUUUGAUUUGCUUCCUCCUGGUGCAUUUGAAUCACCGAUUAUGGAUUCAGGCCAUGAACCAUCCACUCUUGGUAAUCCUGUCCUCCGUUCUCCUGAUAUAUCUGGAGUGAAAGGGCAACUAAGUCCAAGCACUAGAUAUGAAGUAUACAACUCCAGGUUGAAUUCCCAGGAUUCAUAUUUACAGCAGGAAAAUCCUAGCAUCAUGCAUGGGUUUGAUCUUCAGGAGAAGAAAUCAAGCAAGCAAUUGAGACAAAAGUCGACUUUUCUCAACAAUACCAAUCCUUUCCCUGGAAAAAAUUCUCCCUUGGAUAUUUACGAUAAACCUUCUGGAGGGAUUUCUGCUUAUAAUAGCAAUAAGAAAGAUAGAAUGAGAUCUAAGGGUUACUACGGUAGGAAAGUUACUAGUGAACAAACAGAGCCUCGCUUAGAUGAGUAUGAUAAAUUUAGUAACCCCAAGACUGUCCAAAGGAAUGAUUACUUGAAGUCAAGGCCUUCAAGUUCUAUAGAGGAGAAGUUUGAUGGAGAAUGUAAGGCCAUGAAGGACUAUCACAAUCCGCUUAGAGCAAAAAUGAAUUCUACAGAUGAAUUGGUGGUUACAAAACAAGCCAGAGUUAAUCUCCCUCAACGAGACUAUGCACCAAAUUCAUUUGCUCAAAUUCCACCUCGUAAACAUCAGAUUAAAGGCGACCUUACAUGUCAGAGCUAAUAUUGCAGAUACGGUAGAUGGCAAAAUCUUUUCUAGAAUUGCCAUGGAGAUGCCAUCUAGCUUCAGUGAGGAUGAAACUGCAGAAACCAAUUCUUCUGUGGAUUGAGGUCCCCAUAGUUGAAGGAUGGAAGGCCGUAAGCGAUUCACAAGGCCCUAGGGAUGUACAGUUGAAGAGAACAUGUAUUCUAUUUAAGCACUUGUCGUCGGAGGGAAUCGGUUUUGGCCUUUCAGUGAUCAUUUGUUAAUAUGUGUAGAAAGUGGUUUUGUGUACUGCUUUAAUUGUUACCGGUUUGUUUCGUGGAAGAAAGCUGAUCAAACUCACAUUACUUCUUUUUUGUUGGUUAAAUGAUGCCCUUGCUUUCAGCAACUAUAUUUGGCUUUGCUUUAAUUGACGUGAACAGAGGGAUUGUCACUU